Molecule: messenger RNA, 1848 nt
Organism: Cavenderia fasciculata
Lineage: Eukaryota; Evosea; Eumycetozoa; Acytosteliales; Cavenderiaceae
Gene: gacT
Product: RhoGAP domain-containing protein
Exons: 1
Coding region: 1-1848 (615 amino acids)
Source: RefSeq, a predicted model, not a curated record
AUGCAAAAGCGGUACUCGCGGCCUGCGUCCAUCACCAUCUCGGGCCUGCUGCCCACCGACCGUCUAGCGUCUGGCGCAGCCGUCUCAUCCAGCCCGUCGAGCAACGGCGGCACCAUCACAUCCACCACCAUCACCUCACCCAACGACGCGAGCACACCCAUCACGUUCACCGUCACCACGACCUACCUCGACGAGCAGCAAAGCAACAGUGCCACCGGCACACCUCCCCCAUCUAUCCAAGUCACUCAGCCUGGUGGUUCAUUCAACAAUAACAUGCUCGAGCAGCCAUCCUCGGCCAACAGCACUAUGGUCGACCGCAGCUACCAAAGCAACCGUCGUGCACACAAGCUCGAAGACAUCCAAUACCAACAAUUCAUCGAGGAGCAUCAAUUCCUCAAAAAUCAAUUCCAACAACAAGGUGGUGCUGCCAAUAACAACAGCAACAAUACAGCAUCAUCUUCUUCAUUUGAUAAUAUUGGACGGUCGUAUAGACGUAGUACUAUGUUUGUCGCACCUUCCUCCUCCUCAAAUACUCAGCAACAACAACAGCAGACACCACCAAGCAAUGGCGGUAUAGUAGUACCACCAACCGCACCGACUGGUGUCGACGAGUAUGCUAGUUUGCAAUCGAGUAGCGGGUCAUUUAUCAACAACAACAUUACAAAGGCCAACAUUCAACAACUCAAAGAAAAGAUUGACCGUUAUUCAAAGGAAAAGAUGAGGGAGUUGCGCGAAUCGCAGAGCAGUAUUCGUACAUCCACCUCGAAUCUCGUGCCACAGGGCUACGAGCGUGUUGGCAACAGCAGCGCCGCCAGUGCCGGUGAUCCAGUCCCCAACAAGGACAAAUUGUACAGAUACAGCAUUGACGUGGAGCGCUUCAAAGACAACCGUCGCAAUAGUCGCGAUAUUGGACGAGAGAUUGAACGUGAGAUUAACAAGCGUCUCAGUCCACGUGAGAGAAUCUCAAUGUUGUUGGCAAAUCAACAAGAAUACACCACUACCAAUAGUCCAGGUGGUGGAGCGGUAGGAUCAGCACCCGUCAAUGGUAGCAACAACAGAAACUACCGAUACAGUAACCAACCAUUUGGAGGUAGCAACAAAUACGUGACACGAGACAGCGGAAGUGACCGCAGCAACCGAAACAGUAAUAGAUUUUCACGUGACAGUUACAAAGACUACAACUACAACGACGAAGAGGAAAUGUACAAUAGAGAAGAGAUGUAUAACAUCCAGAGACAACGUUCACAGAGCUGUUUUGAACAGCAACAAGAUCCAAUUAAUGUGGUUAGUGGUAGUAGUAAUGGUAUUGGUAGUGGUAUUGGUGGUAUUGGUAGUACUCUCAACAACAACAUUAAUAAUGUCAAUACAAACCGUCAAUCUGGUAGUUAUCAAUCAGUACUAUUGGAACAAAAGAUGGACAAGAUUAGAGAGACUAUAAACAAUAUAAAGAUUGAUCGUGACAGAGAUAAUACUAGAAACUCGAGAGACUAUACCAACCAUAUGCGCGAUAUCGAUGAACUUAGACAAUCACUACAAAAGGAAAGUGAGACCUCUGAAUUCUUUGCCAUCAAGAGUUUGGAACUCGUUGAAAAGCUCAGAAAGGAAGAGGAAAAGAAUCUCAAACUAAUGGAAGAGUUGAGUUUGAUGGAAUCUUAUUUCCACCUCAAAGAAAAGUUAAAGCGUUCAAAGAGACAAUCUACCACCAAACAAUUACUAACUAGAAGUCGUUCACCAACUCUUCCAACCAAUAUGAAUCAUCCUUCUACUUCACCAAGUUUCUUUAAUAUUCCAUCUCCUACUACUACUACCACCACUUCUACUUCUUCAACUUCAACAAUGAAUCAAUAG